Molecule: messenger RNA, 1254 nt
Organism: Aspergillus aculeatus ATCC 16872
Lineage: Eukaryota; Fungi; Ascomycota; Eurotiomycetes; Eurotiales; Aspergillaceae
Exons: 7
Coding region: 1-1254 (417 amino acids)
Source: RefSeq, a predicted model, not a curated record
AUGUCCUCUAAGAAGCUUCGGACUGACCGCGAGGAGGAAUUCAUUGAGCUUGAAAAUAGAGGGCGAAUCAUAUUUGUUGCCAUAGGUUUGGGUGGAGCCAUUGCCAAAAGGAUAUUGCUUGAUUCUCGCGAAAGUGUCACACAUCAGAUCUGGGAAAAAUGCGACGGGAUUAUCACCCUCCACCCGACUACAUCGUCGUACCGUCUACGGCCAGGCGUUCGUCUCCCGUAUGACAAGAACCUUUUGAAUGAGGCUCAAGUGAUAAACGAUGAAUUCCAAGUCAUCUCGUCUAUGGUCAACACUGCUGAGAUCAGGAAUACUCCUCGUCGUUUAUUUCAAUCACCAGCAGAAUCUUCACAGGAACAUGAAGGGCCCUUUGAGACAAAUACAUAUGAGGCAUUUUCUCAGUCGAGCGACUGGUAUCGCGAACUUCAUGAAAGCGAUGAUUUGUUCAAGUUCAUGAUUGACAAAAUGAUUACCUGGCUACGAUGGGGCCAGAAUAUUUCCGCUGAUCCUCAGUCGAACACGCAAGCGGAAGCCAGGAUUCGGAUACUCAGCAUUGAUGGUGGUGGUGAACAGCAAAUAGCAUCACUGCGGUCCUUGGCCAGAUCGGCUGGCAGGGAUGUGGGCCCAUUGUCUCCCCGAGCGGUUGACGAUCUAAAUGCCUCGCUCUGGCACGGGGUGAUCGCGAACUGUGCUCUCGAGAACCAGGACAACAACCCCACCGGCGGCUGUUCGAUCAUCAACCUCAAGUACUCCGAUGGAGUAUCAACCUACUGUUGCGGGACACCCGUUGCCAACAACGACUCGCAAGUCGUCUGCCCCGACAAUGCCAGCUCCUUCGAAGUUCCGACCGGGCACGCGAUGGUUGGCUACGCGAUGCUGGCCAACGUAUCCACGCUCGAUGCUACCGCGAAAACAACGACUUCCUGCUCGUCGAAUGAGACAUCAACGCUGGUCAAUUCAACAGCAUCGUGUACGAAGGGCGCUUCUUGUCAUGACGCCGCCAUUGGCGCCGGGGUCGGAGUACCGUUAGGGGUGAUUGCGCUGGCGUCGAUUGUAUGGGCAUUGUUUGAGCGAAGGCGCGCAACCGCAAGGCGUGCUGGUCUGUCAGCGCCCAACACCAGCCAGUCGGCACAGAUUUAUACCCAACAGCUACUCGUACCAAGUUCACAGCACUUUGGCGGGCACUUUGGCGGGCCACCCACCGAGCUGGAUGGGUCGAAACGGCCAUCGGAGCUGGAGACCCCUUAG